Arctia plantaginis is the source of this 888-nucleotide messenger RNA. NCBI's taxonomy places the organism in Eukaryota, Metazoa, Arthropoda, Insecta, Lepidoptera, Erebidae. The record is from the annotation of a GenBank genome assembly.
AUGCCCGUCGAUAGAACACCGCCACCACAACAAUCUUUGCCUGUGCGCGUAGUACAACGUCAGCGCAGUGAUUCCGAACCAAACCUAAGCGAUAAACAAAUAGAUUUGGAGGCGCUUAACGUAACGACUCGGUGUAAACGCAAGAGAUCUAGUGAUGAUUGUGGGAAUUCUAUAUUCGAAUUUAUGAAUGAUAUGAAACAAAUGUUUCUAGAAUUUAAGACUCAACAGGAGCAAAAAAUUGAGAAAAUUUAUACCUUUAUCGCGGAAAUCAAACAACAGAACUCUGAGAUUUGUUAUUCUGCAGACUUCCUUUCUAAAUCGUAUGAUUCCCUACUGGAAAAAAUUGAAAAAUUGGAGUCAGACCGCCAAACUAAUCACGACUACAUCCGGACUUUAGAAGAUAAGUUGGAAAGGGCUGAGUGUUAUACUAGGGCUACAUGUUUAGAAGUUCGGAAUAUUCCUGUACCGAAUAAAGAGUCUAAGCCUCAAUUAUUAAAUACAAUCACUAACCUUGGUAAAUUAAUCAAUGUAACCAUUCAAUCCCAUGAAGUAAGGGAUGUUUUCCGCACUCGAAGUAAAGGUUCGGAACACAAGCCCAUUAUCGUGGACUUCACGAGCGUUAUUAUGAAGGAAAAGUUUAUCUAUAUGUACAAGCAGUUUAAAAAGUCUUCUGCACUAACCACAGAAUUACUUAAAAUGGCCGGGCCUAUUAAACCGAUAUAUGUAUCGGAAAAUCUCUCAGCAAAAAUGAAAAGAUUAUUUUUCCUGGACUAUAAUUUAAAAGCUAUACUAACUUCUCUCGUCACUUCCUUUGUGGCUCAAGUAAGUAAUUUUGAUUUAAGACAUCAAAAAAGCAAAAUUGCCGAAGCAAGUUUAAAGAGAAAAUGA